This is a messenger RNA of Eimeria tenella, 681 nucleotides long. RefSeq lists its product as uncharacterized. NCBI's taxonomy places the organism in Eukaryota, Apicomplexa, Conoidasida, Eucoccidiorida, Eimeriidae. The record is from RefSeq and is a predicted model, not a curated record. The coding region runs from base 1 to 681 and encodes 226 amino acids. The transcript has 2 exons.
AUGGGCCGCCGAGUCAUUUCUUUUCUUCCUUCUUCGCUGCUGCUGCCCCGCCCGCUGCGGCUCUCCGCAGCAGCAGCAGCGCAGCGCAGGGCCCUGAGCACAGCGGGGGCCCCCUCGCCUCCUCCCCCGCCCGCACCAGCAGCAGCAGCAGCUGCUGCUGCUGCUGCUGCUGGUGCAGCGCAGGGCCCCCAGGAGCCCCCCGGGGGCCCCCUGCGGGUAGGCGUGCUGAUAGUGGGGGGGGGCCUCACGGGGCUUACAGCUGCGCACGAGCUGCUGCUGCUGCAGCAGCAGGGGGCCCCCCUGCCGGGGCCCCCAGCAGUUUCUAGCAGCCUUUUGUGGCGGCUGAGGGCCCCCGAGGGCUCCCCGGGGGGCCCCCAAGGGGGCCCCCCGGGGGGCCCCUUGUCUGCGUGUCAGUUUGACUUUCGCGCUGCUGCUGCUGCUGGCGCUGCUGCUGCUGCUGCUGCUGGCGCUGCUGCUGCUGCUGCGGCGGCGGCGGCUGCAGCAGAGGAGCUUGAGCAGCCAGAGGACCUGGAGGGCCCCGAAGAGCAGCAUGGAGGCGCGGUAGAGGGCCCUGCGGGGGGCCCCCAGGGGCCCCUCGAGGGGGCCCCCGUCGAGGGCCCCCCAGAGCUCGGGAAAGAGGCAGCAGCAGCCGUAGGCCAGGCGGGCCCCACAGAAGCUUAG